Messenger RNA from Bufo bufo (common toad), 948 nucleotides. Its product is annotated as olfactory receptor 1019-like. Bases 1 to 948 code for a protein of 315 amino acids. Gene Ontology annotation, cellular component: membrane. Lineage: Eukaryota; Metazoa; Chordata; Amphibia; Anura; Bufonidae. Gene Ontology annotation, biological process: G protein-coupled receptor signaling pathway. The transcript has a single exon. The record is from RefSeq and is a predicted model, not a curated record. Gene Ontology annotation, molecular function: G protein-coupled receptor activity; olfactory receptor activity.
AUGUAUAAAGUGACAGCAAGGAAUGAAUCACAUGCCGCACAGUUCACAGUCCUGUGUUUCUCUGAUCUUCCUCACCUUCAAGUUCCUCUUUUAAUAAUAUUUUUAAUUAUCUACCUUAACAUAAUCUUUGGAAACACUGCAGUUUUAUUCGCCAUUGUCUCCGAUUCUCAUCUGCACACUCCUAUGUAUAUCUUUUUGAGUAAUCUUUCAGUUCUGGAUAUUUCUUAUACUUCAACCAUUCUACCUAAUCUUCUUUAUAUGCUUUCUACUCAACACAAGAUCAUAUCACUAGCUAGUUGUAUAACACAGAUGUAUUUCUUUCUGUUCUUUGCUUGCACAGAAAUGAUCCUUCUUGCGGUUAUGGCAUAUGAUCGCUUUGUGGCAAUCUGUCAUCCACUUCACUAUACCUUACUCAUGAGUCCAAGAACUUGUCUUGUUGUGGUCAUCUCAGUAUGGAUUGUUGCACUAUUGGAACCAGUUUCCUUUACCAUUUUAGUUGCUAAUUUGUCGUUUUGUUCUAUGAACCAGAUUGAUCAUUUUUUUUGUGAUGCCACCCCAUUGCUAAAGCUUUCCUGUAGUGAUACUGCUCAUGUUAAUAUGACAACAUAUAUUUUAGGUGCACUGGUUGGCAUGAGCACAUUCACGCUGACAUUGGUAUCUUAUGUUUAUAUCAUAUUUAAUAUUCUGAAUAUUCACUCUGCAGCAGGGAAAAGUAAAACUUUCUCAACCUGCGCGUCCCAUCUCACCUGUGUGCUUCUGUUUUAUGGCUCUACUCUCUCUUUGUAUAUGAGGCCGACAUCAAUGUAUUCUCCAAAACAAGAUAAGUUUUUUUCUCUUCUGUAUAUCAUAAUGAUCCCAUUGCUCAAUCCUGUAAUUUACACUCUGAAGAAUAAGCAAUUUAAAGAUGCUUUUAAAAAAUUAAUACAUGUUUUAUGCUCUCAAAAAUAA